Molecule: messenger RNA, 3406 nt
Organism: Camelus dromedarius (Arabian camel)
Lineage: Eukaryota; Metazoa; Chordata; Mammalia; Artiodactyla; Camelidae
Gene: CREB5
Product: cAMP responsive element binding protein 5
Exons: 11
Coding region: 66-1571 (501 amino acids)
Biological process (GO): regulation of transcription by RNA polymerase II
Molecular function (GO): cAMP response element binding; DNA-binding transcription factor activity, RNA polymerase II-specific
Source: RefSeq, a predicted model, not a curated record
UGGUCCCUUCACCCGGGCUCUGCUCUUGCCUUCUCCACACUUGUUUGAUUUAUGAGGAAUCCAAGAUGAAUUUGGAGCAGGAGAGGCCGUUUGUCUGCAGCGCCCCAGGCUGCUCCCAGCGCUUCCCAACAGAGGACCAUCUGAUGAUUCAUAGGCACAAGCAUGAAAUGACUUUGAAGUUUCCCUCAAUAAAAACAGACAAUAUGUUAUCAGAUCAGACUCCGACCCCAACAAGAUUCCUGAAGAACUGCGAGGAAGUGGGGCUCUUCAAUGAGCUGGACUGCUCCCUCGAGCAUGAGUUCAGGAAGGCUCAGGAGGAGGAGAGCAGCAAGCGGAAUAUCUCGAUGCAUAACACCGUUGGUGGGGCCAUGGCGGGGCCUGGAGCUCACCAGCUUGGCAGCACCCGGAUGCCCAACCACGACACCAGCGUCGUGAUUCAGCAAGCCAUGCCAUCACCCCAGUCCAGCUCUGUCAUCACGCAGGCACCUUCCACCAACCGCCAGAUCGGGCCUGUCCCAGGCUCUCUAUCUUCUCUGCUACAUCUUCACAACAGACAGAGACAGCCCAUGCCAGCCUCCAUGCCUGGGACCCUACCCAACCCUACAAUGCCGGGAUCCUCUGCUGUCCUGAUGCCAAUGGAGAGACAAAUGUCAGUGAACUCCAACCUCCUGGGAAUGCAAGGUCCAAAUCUCAGCAACCCCUGUGCUUCUCCCCAAGUCCAGCCAAUGCAUUCAGAAGCCAAAAUGAGGUUGAAGGCUGCGCUGACUCACCACCCUGCUGCCAUGUCAAAUGGGAAUAUGAACACCAUGGGACACAUGAUGGAAAUGAUGGGCUCCCGGCAAGACCAGACGCCACAUCAUCACAUGCACUCACACCCGCAUCAGCACCAGACACUGCCAGCCCAUCACCCCUACCCACACCAGCACCAGCACCCAGCACACCAUCCUCAUCCUCAACCCCAUCACCAGCAGAACCACCCGCAUCAUCACUCCCACUCCCACCUUCAUGCACACCCAGCACAUCACCAGACCUCGCCACACCCACCCCUGCACUCCGGCAACCAAGCACAGGUUUCACCAGCGACACAACAGAUGCAGCCAACCCAGACAAUACAGCCGCCCCAGCCCACAGGGGGGCGCCGGCGCAGGGUGGUGGACGAGGAUCCCGACGAGAGGCGGCGGAAAUUUCUGGAACGGAACCGGGCGGCCGCCACCCGCUGCAGACAGAAGAGGAAGGUCUGGGUGAUGUCACUGGAAAAGAAAGCAGAAGAACUCACCCAGACAAACAUGCAACUUCAGAAUGAAGUGUCCAUGUUGAAAAAUGAGGUGGCACAGCUGAAACAGUUGUUGUUAACGCAUAAAGAUUGCCCCAUAACAGCCAUGCAGAAAGAAUCGCAAGGAUAUCUAAGUCCAGAGAGCAGCCCUCCUGCCAGUCCCGUCCCCACGUGCUCUCAGCAGCAAGUCAUCCAGCAUAACACCAUCACCACUUCCUCCGCGGUCAGCGAAGUGGUGGGAAGCUCCACCCUCAGUCAGCUCACCACUCACAGAACAGACCUGAAUCCCAUUCUCUAAAGCCUGCCGGUCAGACCUUGCCUCCAAGAAGAGCUGUCGCAUAUCCUGCGUCCUUUUGUUUAAGGGCAUUUUUAGAACUAACUCAGACCUGAAAGACUCCUCAGCCCUUCACAGACUGGCUUUCAUUUUUAUAGUUAUUAUGGAAAUGUUGUCUUUUAUACUUAGUUAUAUAAGAAAAAAAGGGAGUUAUGCAAUUAAUAAUCUAUCAGCUUGGGAAAUGCUUUGGUGCUUUUCUCCGAUUUUCUGGUACCAGUUACUUGUUUAUAAACUGAACUCUUUCUGUAUAUAGUCAUGGUUUCAUUCUUAUCAGUCCAACCCUUUGCCUGAAACGUUGAAUCCUGUUAAACCGCAGCUUUUAGCCAAAAUGAGGCUUACCUAGAUGUCCAAUAAACAGAUUGCAGGGGAACUGGGGGAGAAGUCUGAUGAUGCCAUAACUCAUGUUGAGUUUGUGCUGUGAUGUCACCAGAAUCCCAGAUAAACACAGAACCUUUUCCACAACUGUGCUUCUCUUACUAUAAAAACGUGCAAGAUCCAUUGAUGUCCAAAUAAAACCACCAAGCAUCUCAUCACCUCUCCUCCUCCUCUUGGUCCACUUCCUCAAAUGCCCAAUUUUCCUUUCCAUUUCCACUUUUACCUGGGCUCCCUGUUUACUCUUUAUUUUUACUUUCUUCUGUUUUAUUUCUCCCCCUUUAGCAUUGCAUGUAAAGAAGAAAAUAAUGUUUAAAGGAAAAAAAAGAAAGCUAAUGUGGACCUAGCCAUGGCUUCCCUUGCCUGUGACCUACAACUGGAGUUCAUUCGACUCCUACUUUUUGCAAAAUAGUAACCAGGAGAUGUUUAAUGGGCCUGAUUUAAUGUUUUUAAUAAUCAGGGCAAAUAAAAGGUGGCUUAGCCAUAGGUGAAGCACUGUUGAAUACCAGCUGUGGAGACACUAGGGAAGGGAGCUUUGUAAGCCUCAAUUGUGAAAGUCCAAAUUAUAAUGCGGGGCUAUAACAUCACACCCUCGAAUUACAACUGGUUUUAUAUGGCCUGUCUAUAAUGUUGAAAAUUCAUGUACUAUAUAAUAAUUCAGAAGGGCUCUAUUCACUACACAGAUUACAUUGUUCAGUCGUCAGCUGCUAAUAGCCUAAGAUUUAUUAUUAUUUUUUUUCUUAAGCCUAUGGAACCAGCUUUGCUGUUCUGGUGGGUGAAAGUAGACGAACUACUGGAGGAACAAAGAGAGAAAGAAAACCUAAUGUUUCCAUAGGGGUGCUUUCAGCCCUCCCACAACAGGUAAAGCGCUCUUUGGCUGCUGAAAGAAUCCCAUGGUAGGGCUACUCCACUCUUCUGAAUAAUUCUGAUUUAUAUUUUCAGCAGCUUUCGUGGACUUGCCCAUUAUAAAAAGCAGACAGUCCCCAACCACAGUUGUGCCUCCUUGAAACAAGCCAUUCUACUGUGCUAAGGUUUUAAAAUCGCAUCUCGCAAGUAACAGGGGCUAAUGUUUUUCUGUAGCAGUCUAGGCAGGUGCUGGUGUUUCAUCUCCAUUUGAAUGCUUGACCUCUGAACACGAGAGUGUGUGUGUGUGUGUGUGUGUGUGUGUGUGUGUGUGUGUGAAAGAGAGGGAUUAUGAGAUUUAAAAGAAUAGUAUUUUACAAAUGGUGUAGCUUUUAUAAGAGUUCAGAAAAGGGAAGGAUGUGUUUUUUUCUCUCACUAUAGUGUAAUAAUCUAUUUUGGAGAAGAAAAAGAAAAUAUAAGUGUCCUGAAGCAUGGUUUUUAUAACUAGUUUCAGUUUUAUCCAAUAACUUACUUUUUAAAUCAGUAUUUAUCAACAAUCUUUUCAUGUAUGCAGUGCUUUCAAA